This is a messenger RNA of Sinocyclocheilus anshuiensis, 1338 nucleotides long. RefSeq names its product B2 bradykinin receptor. NCBI's taxonomy places the organism in Eukaryota, Metazoa, Chordata, Actinopteri, Cypriniformes, Cyprinidae. The transcript is spliced from 2 exons. Gene Ontology annotation, molecular function: C-C chemokine binding; C-C chemokine receptor activity; bradykinin receptor activity. Bases 148 to 1236 code for a protein of 362 amino acids. The record is from RefSeq and is a predicted model, not a curated record. Gene Ontology annotation, cellular component: membrane; external side of plasma membrane. Gene Ontology annotation, biological process: calcium-mediated signaling; immune response; positive regulation of cytosolic calcium ion concentration.
UUGACGACAGCCUCAUUAAGCGUUUAUAAGAGCGCCUGUCUGAUCUCACCAGCGUCUAGUUGGAGAAGAUUCAGCGAGACAACAUAUCGGGAGUGAACAGAUCUGGAUCUACAAUCUGGAGCUGCCACUUAACAUGAAAGUGUCCCAAUGGAACUAAAUUCAUCAAACCUCCUCUGCAAUGACACAGUCGUCUGGAUAUGGCUGUCGUCUCUCCAGCCUCCAUUUCUGGCCCUUAUCAGCAUCCUGGGAGUGGUGGGCAACAGUCUGGUCCUCUGCGUGUUCUGCCUCCAGCGGAAGCCAUGCACCGUAGCUGAUGUGUAUCUGGGCAACCUGGCAGCUGCAGACCUCAUUAUGGUCCUGUGUUUACCCUUCUGGACGGUCACCAUCUCCCAAGGCUAUCAGUGGAACUUUGGUCAGCUGCUCUGCAAGGUGAUCAACACUGCCAUUUCGAUGAACUACUACUGCAGCAUACUCUUCCUAGUGUUGGUCAGCAUGGACCGCUACCUCGCCUUGGCCAAACCCAUGAAUCCCAGUAAGUUCAGAUGCCCCAAAUCGGCCAAACGUAUCUGUGUGGUGAUUUGGGCGGUGGGAUUCAUGCUCAGCCUCCCAGCUCUGCUCUUCCGAAGAGUAAGUUUCGUUCCAUUCGUAGAGGUGGAAGCCUGUUACCUAGCAUACCCUCAUCCAGCCUGGGUUCUCCAAUGGAACCUCACGAAAAACUUCAUUGGGUUCCUGGUUCCGCUGCCAAUUAUUUCACUUUGUACUUUUCACAUGGUCAAAGCGCUUAAAAACCGUGGUCUGGUGAUUCAACCGAGAGUUCAAAUGGAGAGGAAGGCCGCUCGGCUGAUUCUGACGGUCCUCGCCGUGUUUCUCCUCUGCUGGACGCCAUUUCAGUUGUUGCGGUUCCUAGAAACUCUCAACUACUUUCAGCUCUUUUCUGGGUGUCUCUGGGAGCACAUAUUGCAAAUAGGCAACCAGCUGGCUACUUAUUUAGGGUAUAGCAAUAGCGCAAUAAACCCUUUCUUGUAUGUCAUUGUAGGAAGCCACUUCAGGAAGAGAGCUCAAGGAGUUUUUCAGGGUCUUUUGUGUUCUAGACGGAAGAGCAACACCUCUGUGCUCUUAAAUGUUACUGUUAUCAGCAAGUGCAGUGAUAGUCCUAAAGAUAACAGAAUAACACCGGUGGCACUGAGAGCUGUAUAUCCACCGAUCAAACCUCACAUGAUGUGUAGAUCAUUAUGAAGAGGGAAAGAAGCUUAACUGGUUGAGGUCGAGGGUUUGAUUGGCAACACUUUAUUUUGAUGGUUCCCUUAACAGGCAUUCUACUGACUAUAAGUAGUAUUC